AAUAUAAGUGAGUCAUUUGUGGCCCGAGCCACAUUCAUUUCUGUGAUUUGUGUAUUUGUUUCUUUAAGACGUGAUGUGCCAUUCUGACCAACCAGAGUGAACUGACGCUAAAUCAACCUACCAGUACAUUUUAUAGUUUCUAGGCAACUCUUCAAAACUUUCGGUUGCACUGUAUUGUGCUUCUUUGUGAGCUGUCUUAGUAGGCCCUAUUUUGUUUUUUAUUUUAAAAUGUAUUCCCACAUCAAAGAUUUUAAUAGGCAUGAGACAAAAGUAACCGAUAUUGAAAAAAAUAAAUUCGCUAUGGUAUUCCAACAUUGUGAUGAAGAUAAAAAAGGGUAUCUCAGCAGAGAAGACGUUAAGGUCGCUGUUGUCAUGUUAUUCGGAUAUAAGCCUUCUAAGACAGAGACAGAUGUAAUGAUGGCUUCAGUUAUGCAAGCAAACAUCCCUGGUAUGCCUUUGGAUCAUUUUAUAAGUCUCAUGGGAAGAAAACUGGCAGCGCAAGAUAACUAUGAAAAGACGAGACAGAUCUUCACAGGAUUUGAUAUCCAUUGUCGUGGAUUUUUGACUAUGGAAGACUUCAAAAAGGCAUUUGCCUCUGUUGCACCCCAUUUACCCGAGCGGACGGUACAGGAAGCGUUCAGGUACCUGACAUCACAGACCAUUACUGAACUGAAGAAUUAUGAAAGGCAAUUGUACAUUGAAGAAUAUGUAAGAAAUCUUGCUGUUCAAUUCAUGCCUUUUAUUCCCUGUAGUAAGUUUUUGUAGUUUUUGAAAAUACGCCAGUUGACACGUGCCUUAUUCACAAGCCUGCUGUCAUUGAAGAAUUCAAACAGUUAUAAAAUGUAAGGCAGUGUAAGAAAUAUAUCGAUUUUGGGAGGCUGAGCCUAUUACACAUGACUUACAGAUAUUUUUCUCAUCCGCUUUCUCUUAAGCCAAGUUUAGCCACACAAGAUCCCUAACGUUAUUGAAAAGAACGCGGCUGCACAGGUUCUGAUUUACUAAGAUGUGAGCCCUGGCACAAAGCAAAUAGAAGUCAGAGCUCAAGCUGUUUUCCAUGCUUUGACAUCCCAGAUGUGGAUCUGACAGUUCUCUUUCCAAUAAUGUUUUGUUCUAAAAUGUAAAAAGCAAACAUACAUGUAUUUCAAAUUGAUACCUAUUAAAAUACUGAAAUACUAAAGCAUCUGGUUUUACUCUUAGCUUUGUGAUUCCUUUUUGUUAAUCAGAGUUGUUCUAUUUUCUCUAAAACCACCAAAAUCCUUCAGUUAACCAUGGCACUUCUGGUGUGGUCCACUUAUUAAAUUGAAACUAAACCUGCUCCUGAAGUAUAUAAACAUAUAAUUAUAUGUAUUAAAUUAAUUUACCAGAAUAGCCUUUCAGAACCCUAUCCCAAUUUAAAAAAUGUUCACCAAAUUUAAGUCACCAUUUGGGACUACAGUUAUGAUUAUAUUUCUGUCAGUUAAACAUAAAAGUGAGAGUAUUUUCUGAUUUUGGGUGCCAGAAGAUCAACCAUUUCAAUGUUGUUAGAUCACAACAUAUGUGCAAUUAAAAAUAGUUGAAUCAUCAGAUUUUCUUUUGUACUCUGUGGUUAACAUAGAAAGUGUUCAAGUUUCGAAUACUGUUUAUAUGUAAGGUCUACCCUCUGGAAUACAUGUUUGUGCUUUCUGCUAAAUUCUGUCCUUAAAAAUAUAUCUGAUCCAUUAUACUGUAGUUACUACUGCUUUUAAUAUCUGUGGAGGUGGUGUACUUUUACAGUACAUUGUUUUCACAACAUGGAAUAUCUCGCAUCAGUAAAUUUGUUAAAUCAAAUUACCAUACAAUAGGAUUUGCUAAUAGAUUAAGCUGCCCCUUCUGUUACUCUGGGUUGCUUUGUGAUUUUAAAAAAAAAAAUUUGUACAGCCAAAGGCUCACUCAACAAAUGUUAAUUAAAAGCACAUACAGAUUAAAAAAUGUUGAAAUCCAUAAUACAGGGUACCCUGCUUAGCUCAAUUAGCCACGGUAAAUAGUGCUAUCAACAAUCAAAGGUAUAGUUAUACGCAAUUUCUGUUUGGAUCGGUUGCUAUAGUAUUAAAAGGUAACUCGGCACAGGGUCUAUGACCUUGAAGUAUCAUUCAUUAAUAGUGAAGCAAUUUCCCUAUUUCUAGCCCAAAGUGCAUUUUCCCAUUCAUUAAUACUGAUUAAUGGGCAGUUGCUAUUUACUUUAACAAAAUAGAAAUACUAGUGAGUACUACCCUAUCCACACUGCCUAAAUAAUGCAUGCUCAACAUGCACUGAAACCAUGUGAUUGUCAUUAACUUCCUGAGUUUCCUUAACAUUUUUACAGACAUGCAUAUAAAGAGACCUACUAGACAGUACAUGCACUGAUGAAUGUUUAAUUUUCACAGCCUUGAGCCCGGUAGUUAGAUCUGUCACAAUUAAGAUCAAUUGUUAAGACUGUAUGGUAUUUAAAAAUGUCUAACACUGCUGAAUAAACUUAAAUGUAUUAAUCCAAUAUGCUGGUUUGUGGAACUUGGGAAAGGGAAAUGUGUUGCACGUCAUUAUAUUGGAGCCAUUACACACUGGUCUUCCUAAUAGGAUGGUCAAUGCUUAUGAUUGAGCUGAAGCUGGAAAGUACAGGAGUGCACAUUGAAGCAACCCUCCUUCAUUAACUUUGAGGGAAUAAUCCUGUGUGACAACUGAAGAGGACUAAUAGCAGCUAAUAGCUAAGCGAUAAACUAAUUGUAAAAUGGUUAAACAUACAUGUAUUAUAUAUUCAGAUAAAUGACAACUGGGUUACCAUUUCAAUAACUGUCCACUGGUAAUUUUUACUUGUUAACUGCUUGUA
This is a messenger RNA of Polyodon spathula (Mississippi paddlefish), 2821 nucleotides long. It is a transcript of the gene efcab11, whose product is annotated as EF-hand calcium binding domain 11. The transcript has 6 exons. The record is from RefSeq and is a predicted model, not a curated record. Gene Ontology annotation, molecular function: calcium ion binding. NCBI's taxonomy places the organism in Eukaryota, Metazoa, Chordata, Actinopteri, Acipenseriformes, Polyodontidae. Gene Ontology annotation, cellular component: cytoplasm. The coding region runs from base 229 to 765 and encodes 178 amino acids.